GAGACGCCCUACACGUGCUCUGAGUGCGGGAAAAGCUUCAGGUGGCGCUUUCACCUUAUCAGACAUCAGAGAAUCCACACAGGGGAGACGCCCUACACAUGCUCUGAGUGCGGAAAAAGCUUCAAGCGGAGCUCUCACCUUAUCAGACAUGAGAGAAUCCACACAGGGGAGACGCCCUACACGUGCUCUGAGUGUGGGAAAAGCUUCAAUCGGAGCUCAACCCUUAUCACACAUCGGAGAAUCCACACAGGGAAGAUGCCCGACAAAUGCUCUGAGUGCGGGAAAAGCUUCAGGUGGCGCUUUCACCUUAUCAGACAUCAGAGAAUCCACACAGGGGAGACGCCCUACACGUGCUCUGAGUGCGGGAAAAGCUUCAAUCGGCGCUCAACCCUUAUCAGACAUCAGAGAAUCCACACAAGGGAGACGCCCUACACGUGCUCUGACUGUGGGAAAAGCUUCAAUCGGAGCUCAACCCUUAUCACACAUCGGAGAAUUCACACAGGGAAGAUGCCCUACACAUGCUCUGAGUGCGGGAAAAGCUUCAAGCUGAGCUUUGCCCUGAGCACACACAGGAGAAUCCACACAGGGGAGACGCCCUACACGUGCUCUGAGUGUGGGAAAAGCUUCAAUCAGAGCUCACAUCUUAUUAGACAUCAGAGAAUCCACACAGGGGAGAGGCCCUUUGACUGCAGUGAGUGUGGGAAAAGCUUCACUAGCAGCUCAGACCUUUCUCAACAUCAUAGAAUCCACACGGGGGAGAGGCCCUUUGAAUGCCGUGAGUGUGGGAAAAGCUUCACUCAAAGAUCAGUCCUUUCUAGACAUCAGAGAAUCCACACAGGGGACAGGCCCUAUGAAUGCACUGAGUGCGGGAAAACCUUCAAUCGCAGUUCGCACCUUAUUAGGCAUCAAACAAUCCACGAGGAGAGAGGCCCUAUGAAUGCAGUGAGUGUG
Molecule: messenger RNA, 951 nt
Organism: Mauremys reevesii (Reeves's turtle)
Lineage: Eukaryota; Metazoa; Chordata; Testudines; Geoemydidae
Product: zinc finger protein 551-like
Exons: 2
Cellular component (GO): nucleus
Source: RefSeq, a predicted model, not a curated record